Molecule: messenger RNA, 4449 nt
Organism: Motacilla alba alba
Lineage: Eukaryota; Metazoa; Chordata; Aves; Passeriformes; Motacillidae
Gene: PRKD3
Product: protein kinase D3
Exons: 19
Coding region: 1158-3830 (890 amino acids)
Biological process (GO): protein phosphorylation
Molecular function (GO): protein serine/threonine kinase activity; ATP binding
Source: RefSeq, a predicted model, not a curated record
AAUUUGCUGCUGAUGCCAAGAGUGGCUUCAUUAACGCAGGGCAGAAAAUGUGAUUUGGGUGAAUCAGAGUGUUAGAAGGGGGGUCAAAACGCAGCAGGAGACGGCCAGUGAAAAGAGCCUGGAAAACUUCUGAGUUCUUGCACGCCCAUCCGUGGGGGCUAGCGGGAGACGCUGAAAGCCACUUCCAGCUCCCAGGUCAGCGCGGCCACGGAAAAGACCAGCGCGAUGCUGUGACACACUAGGUCAAGUAUUUCCUGUGCAGCAUGGAGGGCCUGCCCGGCCCAGGGGACAUCCCCGCGGGGCUGCGCCACCCCCGGCCCGGCAAGGUGAACGGGGAGCGGCGCGGACGGAGACACGGGCUGUGGCUGCCCCGGCGGGGCGGAGCGGAGCGGAGCGAAGGAGCCGCGGUACGGCGAGGCAAAGUACAAUGUUUCAAAACGUUGGAGAUUAUCUGGGUGAUGCUAGAGAUUACAUUUAAUAUGAUUGUGUCUUCAGACAUUCUGCUCCUCCAUUUCAUGAGCUAAAAUAUUUUAUAAAAAUGAAAUCGGAUAUCUUCAUUGAUCUUCAAGUUCACCGUGUCCUGUGAAUUCAGAGAAGACUUUCUGAAGGAGGAACAGAUUCAUCACAUACGUGGACUUCUGUUGUUGCUCAAGGAUACACUUUUUUUUUUCGUUGUGAAAAGCUAUCUGCAUGAAGAUGAGUCUUCAUUUGAGAUGUGAUCUGUGUAACUAGGUGAACAAGGAUACUUUUAAUGAAUUAUCCACAUCUAUUUCAACCUGUUUCUCCAGCUUUUGUUUUUUAAUAAAAAAAUGAAGGACAAGUAUAAAACAGAAGAGCUGAUUUGUUUCUGUGAGGCCUUUAUGUAAGCCUCUGUGUCUGGAUGUGGUGCUAAAGGACAGGCAAUCUGCUUUUGAUCAGCUGAUUGUAACUGCAGAAAGAGAACCUUUAAUUUAAAGUAACUUGCAGCUGUAAUUAUUUUACUCUUUGGCUUGCAUCGAAUGAAAGGGAAAUUUAAGUUCUACUGGUCAGGAACAUUUUACUGAACUAAGAAAGGGAAACUUAUAUUAUCCUUGUUUUCAUUUCAAACCAAGAACUGGUAACGUAUUUCACUUAGAAUUUGACUACUAGGGAGAUUUCGGCAGAGUAAAGCAAGUCAGAUGUCAGCAAACGACUCUUCUCCCCCAUCCUUACAGAAGUUUUCCCCACCUACGUGUCAUGCUGCUGCACCACAGACCCCAACUUUGUCUUCAAGUCCCCAGUCGGGGCUCUCCAGUCGACUCUCCAAUGGCAGUUUCAGUACCCAGAGCCUCACCAACUCCCGAGGCUCUAUGCAUGGGAUCUCCUUCCUUCUGCAGAUUGGUCUCACUCGAGAGACUGUCACCAUUGAAGCUCAGGACCUGUCCCUCUCUGCUGUUAAAGACCUCGUGUGCUCAAUAGUUUACCAGAAGUUCCCAGAGUGUGGUUUCUUUGGCAUGUAUGACAAAAUUCUCCUGUUCCGCCACGACCUGAACUCAGAUAAUAUUUUGCAACGAAUUACAUCAGCAGAAGAGAUACAUGAGGGAGAUCUUGUUGAGGUUGUACUCUCUGCUUUGGCUACAGUUGAAGAUUUCCAGAUUCGUCCUCAUGCACUUUAUGUGCAUUCCUACAAGGCUCCUACUUUUUGUGACUACUGCGGAGAGAUGCUUUGGGGUUUGGUACGACAAGGAUUGAAAUGUGAGGGUUGUGGGUUAAACUACCAUAAGCGAUGUGCCUUCAAGAUUCCGAACAACUGCAGUGGAGUGAGGAAGAGGCGCCUAUCUAACGUGUCUUUACCAGGAGCAGGGCUUUCAGUCCCAAGACCAGCACAAGCUGAACACACAUCCUCUGCCUCUGAAGAACGUUGCUGCCCAGAACCUAGUAAGAGGAUUCCUUCUUGGAGUGGCCGCCCCAUCUGGAUGGAUAAGAUGGUGCUUUGCAGAGUGAAGGUCCCACACACCUUUGCUGUUCACUCUUACACUCGUCCCACCAUCUGCCAGUAUUGCAAACGGCUGCUGAAGGGCCUUUUUCGCCAAGGAAUGCAGUGUAAAGAUUGCAGAUUCAACUGUCACAAACGCUGUGCACCUAAAGUACCUCGAGACUGUCUUGGAGAGGUUAUUUUCAAUGGAGAACCUGCUAGUCCAGGCCAGGACUUGGAUAUGCCGAUGGAAGUUGACAGCAGUGAAAUGAACAGUGAUGGUAGUCGAGUUCUAGAUGAUGCUGAAGAGCCCUCUCCUCCAGAGGACAAAAUCUUUUUUAUGGAUCCAUCUGACCUCGAUGCAGACAAAGAUGAGGAAGCUGUCAAAACAAUCAGCCCUUCAACAAGCAAUAAUAUUCCUCUCAUGCGAGUUGUACAGUCAAUCAAACACACAAAGAGGAAGAGCAGUACAAUGGUGAAAGAAGGAUGGAUGGUCCACUAUACUAGUAGAGACAACCUGAGAAAAAGACAUUACUGGAGACUGGACAGCAAAUGCCUCACACUAUUUCAAAAUGAAUCUGGAACAAAAUAUUACAAGGAGAUUCCACUUUCAGAAAUUCUCCAGGUGACUCCGCCUCGAGAUUUUUCACAUGUGGUGCAGGGCAGCAACCCCUACUGUUUUGAGAUCAUCACUGACACCAUGGUGUACUUUGUUGGCGAGAACAAUGGCAGCACUCAUCACAGUCCCGUUCUUGCUGCCUCUGGAGUUGGACUUGACGUAGCUCAGGGCUGGGAGAAAGCCAUCCGCCAGGCCUUGAUGCCAGUCACUCCUCAGCCUAGCGUUUGCACUGCUGCAGGACAAGGAAAAGAUCACAAAGAAUUGUCUCUAAGCAUCUCUGUUUCAAAUUGCCAGGUCCAGGAGAAUGUGGAUAUCAGCUCUGUGUACCAAAUAUUUGCUGAUGAAGUGCUGGGUUCUGGUCAGUUUGGUAUUGUAUAUGGAGGAAAACAUAGGAAGACUGGAAGAGAUGUGGCUAUCAAAGUCAUUGACAAGAUGAGGUUUCCAACUAAACAGGAAAGUCAGCUUCGUAAUGAAGUAGCCAUUCUCCAGAAUUUGCACCACCCUGGGAUUGUGAACCUGGAAUGUAUGUUUGAAACCCCAGAACGAGUCUUUGUUGUGAUGGAAAAGCUUCAUGGAGAUAUGCUAGAGAUGAUUCUUUCUAGUGAGAAAAGUCGACUUCCAGAAAGAAUAACUAAGUUCAUGGUCACACAGAUACUUGUUGCUUUGAGGAAUUUACACUUCAAGAAUAUCGUGCACUGUGAUUUAAAACCAGAAAAUGUACUACUAGCAUCAGCAGAACCAUUCCCUCAAGUGAAGCUGUGUGAUUUUGGCUUUGCACGCAUCAUUGGUGAGAAGUCUUUCCGGCGCUCUGUGGUGGGCACUCCUGCGUACCUCGCCCCCGAGGUGCUCAGGAGCAAAGGCUACAACCGCUCCCUGGACAUGUGGUCAGUAGGAGUCAUCGUCUAUGUGAGCCUCAGUGGCACAUUCCCAUUUAAUGAAGAUGAGGAUAUCAAUGAUCAGAUUCAAAAUGCAGCAUUUAUGUACCCACCAAAUCCUUGGAAGGAAAUUUCUAGUGAAGCCAUUGAUUUAAUAAACAAUUUGCUUCAAGUGAAGAUGAGAAAACGUUUCAGUGUUGACAAAUCCCUUAGUCACCCAUGGUUACAGGAUUAUCAGACUUGGCUUGACCUCAGAGAAUUUGAAACACGCAUUGGAGAGCGUUACAUUACCCAUGAGAGCGAUGAUGCACGCUGGAAAGAACACGCUUACGAGCACAACCUCGAGUACCCCCAGCACUUCAUUAUGGCUCCCAAUCCAGAUGACAUGGAAGAAGACCCUUGAUUUGUUUGUUACGCUAAAUUGCAGCAAAGAAGGAUACUCCAGGCAGAAACUGAAAGAAGUGGAAUAGCUAUUGCUCUUUCCAAAUGCUGUACACAUUAGUUUGGUGUGUAAAGCCCCAGAGAUCUUGCAUUGCCAUGGGAAUAGACUGUUGUCCACAAACUUUUCUCCAUCCCUGACUUUAACUCUGAGUAGUUACUGGACAGUGGGAUACAAAGCCCUGUUGGGUAACAUUUCACCGAGCUGGGUGGCUACAAAGCCAUUACUGAGGUGUAGUGUGUACAGACUGAAUGGGUUGCGUUUUUCAAGGGUUUUUGUUUUUUUCAUAGCCUACGCAGUAAAAGUUUUGUAAUAGUUUUCUAAUCCCUAUGUACUAGUCAUCGAGGACUGUUUUCUGUUACUUAGAUACAUCUCCUGUUUCUCAAACUGUGGAUGGUGAAGAGACCCUAUAAAGAAAUCAGUACAGAAUACCCUGGCUAAAGCAAAACAUGGUGGUUUAGUUGAAUACAGCUUCAUAGAUGAAGGAAUAAUUUGCUGCUGUUUAGACAGUUAAAUAUGUGUGUCUUGGCCCUAACUUUUUACAGAAAGCAACAAAAAAAAAAAAAAAAAAAGGAAAACCCCA